This is a messenger RNA of Symbiodinium necroappetens, 1406 nucleotides long. NCBI's taxonomy places the organism in Eukaryota, Dinophyceae, Suessiales, Symbiodiniaceae. The record is from the annotation of a GenBank genome assembly.
GUUGGGCACACUUGGCACGAGCCCUUCGUGGAUUUCGUGCGUCGGACCAUGAAGCACGGAACGCUGGGGGCAGGGGACGCUUUCUGGUCCUUCGCCUUCUCGACACGCCGGCACCUCAGCCUGGCGAUCGGAUGCUGGCACUGCGGAUUUCUCCCGAAAGCUUAGCAAUGGAGAACCGUCCGUUCAAAGCUGCAACUGCCCCGCCUGUGGCACGUUUGCCAUGCCACGUGUCUCACUGCGUGUCUCAACAUGGUUUGGAUGCCUUCGGCACGCUGUUCAAGGACUUUGGAAGACGGCCGAGCUGCGAGGAGCCUCCGAGCAGCAUGCAUGCUGCAUUCAUCGGAAUCUUCCUAACCAGGAAGGGCAGAUCGAAGGGCUCCUUCGGGCAUGUGUACAAAGCAGUGAAAGACGAGAACGACAUGGUCUCUUCUGGACAAGAACUCAGAGACAUCAGCACAAGCUUUGACUCAGGCGACAUUCUCGGAGAUGGAAGCGUCAUGAAGAGCAUUGUAGAGGAGGGCGUGGACCCGGCAGUAUUUCCAGUCUUUGGAGACGAUUGUGUCACGCACUUCGUGGGCACUCUGCCAGAUGGAAGCAUUUUCAACGACACAACGAAGCGUGAUCAGCCUUUCAAGUUUCGACUGGGAGCAGAGCAUGUCUUGGAAGGCUUCGACGAAGGCGUCGCGACGAUGCGAAAGGGCGAGCGUGCCAUUUUUCAGCUGUCGUCGGAAGUGGCGUACGGCUCCUUUGGUGCACGUGAUGAAAGGGGAUGGCAGGUGCCGCCAGAUACUCCGGUCACAUUCGACAUCCGUCUUCUGGACGUGAUCAAAGCUCCAGCAAAUUCAGCGACUGCACAGGACCCCGUUCCAGGCUAUGGGCGGGAAGACUUAGGUUCUGGUGGUGCGAGUCCAGAUGGGAAGUACUCGUGGAAACGCAAUGGGGCUGAGGUGCUGGUGAUGGUUCCUGUGGCGGAUGAUGUUGAGACCAAGGAUGUCAGCUAUGUCUUUCAAGAAGCCUAUGUCUGCAUAGCAGUGUGUGGAGCAACCCUGUUGGCUGGACGUCCUGGUUGCGAUGUGGAGGCAGAGGAAUGUUACUGGGAAUUUUCCUCGGACUCAGGCCGGAUGCGCUUUUCCUUGGGACGACUUGAUGGGGCUUUCUGGCGAAGCUCCCUUGGCGAGCUCAUCCUGGCCCUGGUGGGACUUCAUCGAAGCCUAUGCAGAGAAAGCUCUUUGCGCACUACCUCUUCUACGGCUCCACGAUGGCAGCCGGACACUGCAAUGACGGCAAUCUCGCUAUUUCACGCAGCGGACCAAAUCAGAAGACAAUCUCGCUACGUGGACACUACUCGAUUUGCGUCAGUUGGCUGUGGUGUCCAGAGUGCAUCCGUAUUUGGAAACCUUCCCUGA